This is a messenger RNA of Copidosoma floridanum, 1314 nucleotides long. RefSeq names its product reversion-inducing-cysteine-rich protein with kazal motifs (gene Reck). Gene Ontology annotation, molecular function: protein binding; metalloendopeptidase inhibitor activity. Gene Ontology annotation, cellular component: plasma membrane. The record is from RefSeq and is a predicted model, not a curated record. NCBI's taxonomy places the organism in Eukaryota, Metazoa, Arthropoda, Insecta, Hymenoptera, Encyrtidae. Gene Ontology annotation, biological process: extracellular matrix organization.
AUGGGGGGCGAAGUGAAGGAAGUGAAGCGUCACGAGAACUGGACAGGCCGUAGCUGUUGCCGGCUCGCCCGGAACCCCUUGUGCCGGGCAAAUUGUGCCCAAGCCGGUAGCCCAGAGGACCUGAAAAAUUGCCGGUGGAGCGACGAACCCCAACUGGCCGACUGCCUGGAGCAGCGAGCGGAUGCAGAGAGCUGCUGCGCAAGCGUCACCAACGCGACCUGUCGUGCCCACUGCACGGAACUCUUUCACGACCAUACGAGCAGGCAGUCGGCUCUUAAGGCUUACGGGAGCAAGGGUUGUUUUCAUCAAGUACCUAAGUGCCUGAAAAGCGUCGCUGAGACCAAAGCUACCGAAGAUCCAAAGCUAUAUCUCCACUGUUGCGAGCAGGCGUCAACCCCUAGCUGCCUGGAGAGUUGCCGACGUGCCCUCCACACCUCCCCUGCAAUUCAUGACAUGCUCGAUGCCUUGGAAGAGCCCUGCGGCCCCAUAAUGCCCCACUCACCGCUCUGGGGCUGCUUCCUGAAGUCUGCCUCGCCAUCAAGUGGUGCCAAGCCCCAGCGGCUGCCCCUGAACGCAGCAAAACUGAGCUGCUGCACCAGAGCCUCCCGCCGCGGGUGCCAGAGCCUUUGCUGGCGAGCCUUCCACACGGACUGGUCAGCCUGGCAGCAACUUGAGAGCACAUGCCUGAGCUCGAGCCUGGAGAACGAGCUUAGGAGAUGCCUCGAGGAGGCUGAGGACUCGUGCGAGAUCGGCUGCGCCGGGCUGUCUUUUUGUUCCAACUUCAACGAUCGGCCGACUACGCUUUUUAGAACCUGCACAGCAGCAGCCGACGACUCAGCCAAAUGGGAGUUAGACCACUGGCUCCGUGGCGGCAUAAUAUCAGGGCUCGGCGUGCCAGUACGCGCCGCAACCUCCUGUCCCGCGACGACCCUUCGAGCAGCAGCCUGCCUGCUUCAACUGCGCCCGUGCGAGUCGCGCAUCCAUGAGACGAGGCUCUGCCGGGAGGACUGCAUCGAACUAAUGACCAGCUGCGUCGACUGGUCUGCCGUGCGAGGCCACAACGCCGCUACCCUGUGCUCGAAGCUCUCGCCACCGAAGCCCGGCAUGCCCUGUGUCUCCAUCAAGCCCUUCCUCGAGGACCCGAGGGAGCAGAACGAGCCCCCGCUUGGCAUAGACGAGGACAUCAAUGUGCCCUGCAAGAACAAUCCCUGCUCGGCCGGCAAGAUUUGCGUCAUCCAUCACAGGGAGCGUAGGAACUAUCGCUGCGUACCAGGAAGCAAUCAGGCAAAAUGGAAUCCAAACAUAAGUGUUUGA